GGGGGGGGGAGGUUGAAAAAAAAAAGCAGGAGAAAUUUACUGGGAGGUAUCACAAUUCCCGCAACAGUUGGGAAACUACAAAGAGCCAACUGCAGCGUGCGACCAACUUUCUCUCUCUUACACACACACAAACACACACACACAGAGAGAGAGAAAUACAGAGACCUCCCUUCGCCUCGGCGCCCCCUCCCUCUUCAGAGGGAGGAAAAAAACUUUUCCAGCCAAUCAACGCCGUGCCAGCCCUUCCCAGCCAGGGCUGCCAUUGGCGUUUCUACGGCGAAAUGGGAGCAGAGGCGAGGUAUUUAUUAAAGAGAGCCGCAAGUGAGCGUUAGGAGAGCCGAGGUUGAGCCUCGCGACAGGCGAUUCGGGGGGAGCUUUUCCGACUUUUCGCGUGCCCCACCUCUCUCCACACACACGCGCGCACCCUCAAACCGAGGAAUUCGCCUCCCUUCUUUCAGUAGGGAAAUAUUUUUUUCUCUCUCUCCACCUCGUUCAACUUUCGCCUCUCACCGACUCCGCUUCGGACGGAGCGGGAAAAGCCAGUCCACAUGCGCGUUUCUUGAGAGCGGGGUUUUCCUCCAGUGGCGACUUCGCCAAGCGCGCCUGCCGGCCGAGUUUUCUGCAAACACCGCGGCUUUUUUUUUCUUUCUUUUGGCGCUAGGAGCGCGAGACGCUUUAGCCUGUGGGGCGCGCGCGCGGGGGCUUUUUCCUCUCCACUCCUGUCUUAAAAGAGACGUCUCUCUUGCCCCCCCUCCCUUCCCCGUUCUCCUCCCCCGCCCCCUUUCUCCCCUCCGCCUCCAUUUUUUCUUGUUUUAUUCCCCCCCGCGCCCGCCCGCUUAUAUUUUUUGCCUUCGCCCUUUUUCUCGCAUGAAUCUCCUCGACCCCUUCGCGAAGAUGACCGAAGAGCAGGAGAAGUGUCUGUCCGGCGCUCCCAGCCCGACCAUGUCGGAGGAUUCCGCGGGGUCCCCCUGCCCUUCGGGCUCCGGCUCGGACGCCGAGAACACCAGGCCCCAGGAGAACACCUACCCCAAGAGCGACCAGGACCUGAAGAAGGAGAGCGAGGAGGACAAGUUCCCGGUGUGCAUCCGGGAAGCCGUCAGCCAGGUCCUCAAGGGCUACGACUGGACCCUGGUGCCCAUGCCCGUCCGGGUGAACGGAUCCAGUAAGAACAAGCCCCACGUGAAGCGCCCCAUGAACGCCUUCAUGGUGUGGGCUCAAGCGGCGCGGAGGAAGCUGGCCGACCAGUACCCGCACCUGCACAACGCCGAGCUGAGCAAGACGCUGGGGAAGCUCUGGAGGUUAUUGAAUGAGAGCGAGAAACGCCCAUUUGUGGAGGAGGCUGAACGCUUGAGAGUGCAACAUAAAAAAGACCAUCCAGACUACAAGUACCAGCCACGAAGGAGAAAGUCCGUGAAGAACGGACAGGCUGAGCAAGAGGAAGGAUCGGAGCAGACCCACAUCUCUCCGAAUGCUAUCUUCAAGGCCCUGCAGGCAGAUUCGCCCCAGUCUUCAUCCAGCAUGAGUGAAGUACAUUCACCUGGAGAGCAUUCUGGGCAAUCUCAAGGGCCACCUACUCCUCCUACCACUCCCAAAACAGAUGUCCAGCCUGGUAAGCAGGACCUGAAACGGGAAGGUCGCCCACUGCAGGAAGGAGGAAGACAGCCGCCCCAUAUUGACUUCCGAGACGUGGACAUUGGGGAACUCAGCAGUGACGUCAUCUCUAACAUUGAGACUUUUGAUGUUAAUGAGUUUGACCAGUAUCUCCCACCCAAUGGCCACCCAGGAGUUCCAGUCACCCAUGGUCAGCCUGGCCAAGUCACCUACACAGGCAGCUACGGGAUCAGUAGCACCACAGCUACCCCAGCAGGCACUGGGCAUGUCUGGAUGUCCAAGCAGCAGCAGCAGCAGCCGCCACCUUCUCAGCAGCCACCCUCCCAAGCUCAGCCACAACCACCGCCCCCACCGCCGCCGCAGCACACACUCACCACCCUGAGUAGUGAACCAGGCCAGCCUCAGCAGAGGACACAUAUUAAGACCGAGCAGCUCAGUCCCAGCCAUUACACUGACCAACAGCAGCAUUCACCUCAGCAGAUCAGCUACAGUUCCUUCAAUCUCCAGCACUAUGGCUCUUCCUACCCGACCAUCACUCGCUCCCAGUAUGACUACACAGACCAUCAGAGCUCCAAUACCUAUUACAGCCAUGCUGCCAGCCAGAGUUCCAGCCUUUAUUCUACAUUCACUUACAUGAACCCCACCCAGAGGCCCAUGUACACCCCAAUUGCAGACACUACGGGGGUACCUUCCAUUCCUCAAACCCAUAGCCCACAACACUGGGAACAGCCAGUCUACACGCAGCUCACCAGACCAUAAAGUUCUGAAGAAUGGUGUCAAUUCCCCAGACUUACAAAAAUAUUUUUAAGCUAAAAGUGAAUGGAAGAGAGGAAAAAAUAUCCCAGAAUGCAUUGUGCACUACAGCAUCCCUUCAAAACUGACCAGAUUAUUCUCAAUCAAGAAACAUUCCAUGAUGGACUAAAUACUUUGAUUUGAAGGCAGUUUUUUUAUUUUCUUCAAACAGCCAGCUUAGCUUGCAUAGGUAUGAACUUGUUAAUUAUUUUUAACAAUAACUAAAAACAAAAAAAUGAAAAAAAUAUAAACUCAAAAGUAUUCCUCUGUGAGGAAUAUUCUCUAUUUUAAAUAUUUUUAGUAUGUAUUGUGUAUGAUUUGUUACCAAUAUGAUGGAAUUUAUACGUACUUGUUUUUAGAGAAACUUUUAAAAACUGCUUUUUCCUUUUUGGGGUGGGUGGGUGGGAUGGGGACAGUUGAACCACACUUAGCAAAAGAAUAUGCCUUAGCUUUUUUCCCUGCUGUCAGAGGUAUUUUUCUAUAGUUAACAGUCAUUUUUAGAGACUAAAAUGUGUGCAUUAAAAAUCAAGGAAAAGAAAAUUUUGAGGAAAGGAAAGAAGUGCUCAUUAACAUGAUUGUGGGAAUUUGGAAAGAGGCUUCUAUUUUUCUAGCAUGGAAAUAAAAUACGGGGAGAAAAAAAGAUGAAAGAAAAAGCAAGGAAACCUUGAGCCUUAAAGUAACACUAUCAGACGCCUUAAAGAAAAAAUCCUGUGAAAUCUUCCAAAAGACUUGCACAGUUAUCUUCCAACCUGCCAAGGGAAAAUAUGGAACUCCCAAGAAGAGAGCUCAGUUUUACAGGUCUGAAGCUUUUUAAUUAUUAUUAUUAUUAUUUUAUUUGCAACUACAAGCACCAAGUUAUGAAGCCAGAAUCCACAUUCUCUACCUUGAUCCCUUCAGUUUCCAACACCAGGCCAAUAUUUGUGAGACAAAUGCAGUCAGUCAAAAAAUCAAGAGUCUUCCCUGUAAAUUGCAUGAAAAACUAGAAUACUUUAUUCCAUGAAGACAGCUUACAAAAGGAGGAGAUGGGAAUGACACAGGAACACCAGCUUUAGCAAGGUUCAUGGAUGACAGUAGUAGGUGGUUUUUCUUCUUUUAAAAUUAUAUAUAUUUAUUUUGUGAAAAAGAUGUUUUUAAUCAAGAGGUUUGUUUUUCAAUUUCCCCCUUCCACGUUAGAAAUCUUAGUAAUGUAAACAGAAAUACCAGCAUUUUACUCAGAGGGUAUAUGGUACCUAAUUGUUAAAUUAUGGUCUAAAUCAAUAACCCUUUAUUUUAUUUAUCUCUCAGUCUUUGUUUUUGUAUUUUAUUAUUCCUUCGGAAUGUGUCUUAGGUUUGUACAAAUACCUGGCUCCCAUUUGUCUUUCUAUCUUUUCUAUUUCUUUGGUCAGAAUAAACUGGAAAGCUUUUGUGUUGUUUUCCUCAUUGUACAAACAAAGCAUGGCUAAUUAGUGUAUCACUGAGUUAUUUCUGCCUGAAUACUUUUAGACUCAUGAUUUGGACUGGGCUAAAUUAAUAGAACAGCAUGCAGAGCACAGAAAGUAAGAGUGGACUUGAACCACUCUUUCGUUUGUGAAAAAUUCCCCAGGUUUUAAAGCCAAACAGCAAACCUUCCUUUACAUGCUGAUGACUGACUUGCAGGGAUUUCAUUUUGCAUGAAGGAACAUUUAACAAAUUCCCUAAAUUGCUAUCCAAAGUGGUUCAAUCCACUGUAUUGCCUUAAGGUUCCACCUCUUUAUCCUUUCCUCUGGGUAGGCCUAGGCUUAUUCUGCCCAAGUGAAGCAAAGCAACAGUGAAU
Thamnophis elegans (Western terrestrial garter snake) is the source of this 4195-nucleotide messenger RNA. RefSeq names its product SRY-box transcription factor 9 (gene SOX9). Gene Ontology annotation, molecular function: DNA-binding transcription factor activity, RNA polymerase II-specific; RNA polymerase II cis-regulatory region sequence-specific DNA binding. Lineage: Eukaryota; Metazoa; Chordata; Lepidosauria; Squamata; Natricidae. Gene Ontology annotation, cellular component: nucleus. The transcript is spliced from 3 exons. The coding region runs from base 868 to 2370 and encodes 500 amino acids. Gene Ontology annotation, biological process: oligodendrocyte differentiation; morphogenesis of an epithelium; positive regulation of chondrocyte differentiation. The record is from RefSeq and is a predicted model, not a curated record.